GGCGCGGGCGCGCCGCCGAACGCCAGCGCCAGGGGGCGGGGUGGGGGUGGGGGUGAGUCCUUCGAGAGCCGGGUUGGGCUCGCGUCGCUGUGAUUGGCCUGUUCGGACUCCGCCUUCAGUGCAUGUAAUUAGCAUCUCAUUAGUUGUCCGCUCGGGCUCGGGAGGCAGCCACUGCCGCCAGUCUGAGGCAGGUGCCCGACAUGGCGAGUGCUGUGCUGCCGAGCGGAUCCCAGUGUGCGGCGGCAGCGGCUGUGGCGGCGGCGGCGGCGCCUCCAGGGCUUCGGCUCCGGCUCCUGCUGUUGCUCCUCUCCGCAGCGGCUCUGAUCCCCACAGGUGAUGGACAGAAUUUGUUUACGAAAGACGUGACAGUGAUAGAGGGAGAAGUCGCAACGAUCAGCUGCCAAGUCAAUAAGAGUGACGACUCUGUGAUUCAACUACUGAACCCCAACAGGCAGACCAUUUAUUUCAGGGACUUCAGGCCCCUGAAGGACAGCAGGUUUCAGUUGCUGAAUUUUUCUAGCAGUGAACUCAAGGUGUCGUUGACAAAUGUCUCCAUUUCUGAUGAAGGGAGAUACUUCUGCCAGCUCUACACUGACCCCCCACAGGAAAGUUAUACCACCAUCACCGUCCUGGUCCCACCACGUAACCUGAUGAUCGAUAUCCAGAAAGACACUGCGGUGGAAGGCGAGGAGAUUGAAGUCAACUGCACUGCCAUGGCCAGCAAACCAGCCACAACUAUUAGAUGGUUCAAAGGGAACAAGGAGCUCAAAGGCAAAUCGGAGGUGGAAGAGUGGUCGGACAUGUACACUGUGACCAGUCAGCUGAUGCUAAAGGUGAACAAGGAGGAUGACGGGGUCCCAGUGAUCUGUCAAGUGGAGCACCCUGCGGUCACCGGAAACUUACAGACCCAACGGUAUCUAGAAGUACAGUAUAAGCCUCAAGUGCAUAUUCAGAUGACUUAUCCUCUACAAGGCCUAACCCGGGAAGGGGACGCGCUUGAGUUAACAUGUGAAGCCAUCGGGAAGCCCCAGCCUGUGAUGGUAAAUUGGGUGAGAGUCGAUGAUGAAAUGCCUCAACACGCCGUCCUGUCUGGGCCCAACCUGUUCAUCAAUAACCUAAACAAAACAGAUAAUGGUACAUACCGCUGUGAAGCUUCAAACAUAGUGGGGAAAGCUCAUUCGGAUUAUAUGCUGUAUGUAUACGACACAACGGCGACGACAGAACCAGCAGUUCACGAUUCUCGAGCAGGUGAAGAAGGCUCAAUAAGGGCAGUGGAUCACGCUGUGAUUGGCGGCGUCGUGGCCGUGGUGGUGUUCGCCAUGCUGUGCUUGCUCAUCAUUCUGGGGCGCUAUUUUGCCAGACAUAAAGGUACAUACUUCACUCAUGAAGCCAAAGGAGCCGAUGACGCAGCAGACGCAGACACAGCUAUAAUCAAUGCAGAAGGAGGACAGAACAACUCCGAAGAAAAGAAAGAGUACUUCAUCUAGAUCAGCCUUUUUGUUUCAAUGAGGUGUCCAACUGGCCCUAUUUAGAUGAUAAAGAGACAGUGAUAUUGGAACUUGCGAGAAACUCAUGUGUUUUUUAUGAAUGGGUGGAAAAGUGCGAGACUGGGAAGGCUUGGGAUUUGCUGUGUAAAAAAUGUUCUUUGAAAAGUACA
Messenger RNA from Marmota flaviventris (yellow-bellied marmot), 1657 nucleotides. Lineage: Eukaryota; Metazoa; Chordata; Mammalia; Rodentia; Sciuridae. The record is from RefSeq and is a predicted model, not a curated record.